Scophthalmus maximus (turbot) is the source of this 2277-nucleotide messenger RNA. RefSeq names its product cortexin-3. The transcript is spliced from 2 exons. Lineage: Eukaryota; Metazoa; Chordata; Actinopteri; Pleuronectiformes; Scophthalmidae. Bases 281 to 532 code for a protein of 83 amino acids. The record is from RefSeq and is a predicted model, not a curated record.
UCCCCUCCCACCCCCCACCGAUAACAACAGGUUCGGUUCUAUUUUCAAGUGCGCUUCUAAUCGUGAAUUCCCGCCGCGGAAGGUGUGAGAGGGAUGCGUCGGGCGCACCGGAGGGGGGAUCCACGUGCGCAGAGAGGAGUCCGGCCGCGGCUCCGGGUACUCGAGGACCGAUCUGCACGGACAGUUUCGGAUUGGUGAACAACAGGUCCUGUCCACUGAGCCCACCUUCACCUCAAAUCUUUCAGCAACCGACAAAGAGCUGGAGCCGAGACGAUCAAGCAUGGAUGUGCCCAGGAUGGCCGAGGGCCUCUUCAGCAGCACACUGUCCUCGUCAGGUGGCGGCCAUCACGUGCCGUCCUACCUGACACUGGAGCAGAAGGCCGCCUUCGUCUUUGUGCUGCUGCUCUUCAUCUUCCUGGCCCUGCUGAUCGUGCGCUGCUUCCGCAUCCUGCUGGACCCCUACCGCAGCAUGCCCUCAUCCAACUGGACCGACCACACCGAGAAGGACACGUUUGAUUACCGCAUCGUCUGAGGAGCCCCCACCGGUGCGCACAUUGAGAAAAUUAAAUAAAAUAGACUGAUUCGAUGCUUGAAGAGCACUUUGGCCCUAAGAACAAAUGACUGCUGAUUCACCAGGCUUUCAGAAAAUCAUCUGAAAUGUUCGGACUGGAAAGAAUUGCGAAGGCGGAUUGUCGUCGAAAUGAGCGCCAACCAGAGUUCAACAGCUUCUCCCUGCCAAAUCAAAUCAACGAUAACGAGACAACCAGAACUAUGCUAUGAAGAUUAUUGAUCAAACUACCAUGACCUUCGUUCAAAGUGACGCACCAGAACCUCCUGAGGUUCACCCACACCUACCCGCCCGCCCCUGCCAUCAGUUCUCUUGUGGACUACCUCCUGCAUCUCAUGUGUGUAAAACACACCUCACACAGGGUCAAACAUCUUGUCAGAUCCAAACCGGGUUGGAUGAUAACAGUGUUUACAUCUAAUCACGUUUACGUCCUUAGAUUUUUAUUGAUAAUGUAGACAAUCAGUGUUUAAAAGAGUUACAGGAAAAAAAAUGUAUUUCCAGAGUAAAAAGUUGAGGUCUUUCUUUUGCAUAUUUAGUCCUAAGUUGUGGACGAAAGCGAGAGGUCCAUAAGACUUUAUAUGACUGAUAUGAUCAGGCGAAGAAGAAUUCCAUGCCUUAUGUCUUUACAGAUAUUCCAAUGUGGCUGUUACCGUCUAGAUAUUUUGGUACAACCACAAACAAGACUGGUAUCAAGGUCAUAAAAAGCAGGUUUAAAUAAUCACAAAGAAGGAAAACAUGGUUGAAAAGAGUGCUUUGGACGGACACGAUGCCGGUGAGCAGCUCCUACCUGUUUUUUGUGUGCGAUAAAAAACAAAAAAAACAAGUUGUCCUUUCAGUCACAUGGAGGGAGUUUCAGUGUCCACGUCUUUAGAUGUCAGAAACCAAAAGAGGUAUUGAAAAAAAACGUUUACUGUGCUGUACCGUGUGCCUAAUUUGAAAAAAUAAAGAUAAUUAGAAUCAAAUUUAGAUUGAUGUUUUAGGAAAAAGAACGAAAAUGGGUUCACAUUUUUGUCUUUAAAAUAGUUUUGUUUUUUUGUGUCUGUGCGUGUGUGUUGUGCCCAUUUAAAGAAAUUAAAACUGCAUUUUAGUGCCUGCAGUUGGUAUAUUGACAGUUGGUAUGCCAGAUCUGCAGUGAGUUGGUGACGAGGAUGUCGAUGCAUUUUUCACAUCAAACCCUUUAUGAACUGGUGUUGUGGCUCUUUCGCUGGGCAACUUUUCAACUGUGCGCCUUAUAGUGUAGAUUGUUUACAGUAUACAUAGGUGGCGGAGACACUGGAAAUCGAUUUUGGUUUUCGCUGAUGUGACGGUGUCUUUGCACAUUUACUGGGAUGUCAUACAACUCACUAAAAAGAACGAAGAAAAAAAGAAGAACAAAAGUUCCCCGGUCUCUAUCCUGCUCGGACAGGAAGUGACCCAUGACCCUUUCGAUGACAUGUGAUGUUCUCGUGAUCUGCUGUGGCCUUUCUCCUUCCUAUCGCAAAUGGUGCAAUGUUGUGCUGAGGUGAUGUGGGUUGUGGUCUUUUUUGUUUUACGCAUGUAUUUCAUCGCUGGGUGUCCUCUCUCUGUGCAUGAUAAAUGGUGAAGUGCUUGAAAUCCCGAUGUCGUGGGUCCGUUGCUCGAGCAGCCAUUUCCCCGUCUUUUGUUUCAAUCUGUUUGUUUUUCGCCUGGAGCCGCUGUUCUUUUUUGUAAUAAAAAAUGAUCACAGUGCA